This is a messenger RNA of Limulus polyphemus (Atlantic horseshoe crab), 3029 nucleotides long. RefSeq names its product suppressor of lurcher protein 1-like. Gene Ontology annotation, cellular component: plasma membrane. The record is from RefSeq and is a predicted model, not a curated record. The transcript has 14 exons. NCBI's taxonomy places the organism in Eukaryota, Metazoa, Arthropoda, Merostomata, Xiphosura, Limulidae. The coding region runs from base 662 to 2533 and encodes 623 amino acids.
UAAUAUUAGCGCGCCGAGCUGUUAUGAUGAUUUCAACUGUUCUUAAUGAAGAUAUAGGAAAGUGCUUUUUUUACGUUAAUUCGAUUCUGUAGCCAUCUGGAGCUUCUGUAGAUUGGGAUAUCUUAACAUUACAACGUCCGCUUGCUUCGUUUCGCCUGGAGCGAUGUAACAAACGACCAUUAGGUUUCGGUCGUUUUGCGUUACAUUUUACGUGUCUCUCUCUAACUCUUCAGGUCUUUCACGAGCGCCAUCUGUGGACUUUAUGUCGCACAUUAUCAACGGAGUCGGGCAUUCGUCACGAGACCACAACGUUUAGCACGUUCGUCGCGUAGAGAACAUUAGUGCGAUCGCGUCUCCGAACGAUCUCUCCCGUGCGUCUCGCUGUCGAAUGUAGCUCAUCUUCCCGCGUUAAACGCGCUUGUCGGUGUCUGUAACGUCAUUUCAACGCAGUAACUGAAAACAGCUCCUGCUUAACUACUGGUAGAACAGUAGAGAAAAGAAACUCUAAUCGGUUUACAGAAAGAGCCAAUCCGGUUUCGACGAGGAUAUAAGUUGCCCAUAACUUCUUCCAUCGAAACGUCUUCGUUAUUAUGUAUCAGCAGGUGAAAAACUGUUAGAAACGGACUGGGAACAGCGGCCAGGAUUUUUCAAACUUUCACAAAUGGCAAUGUCAACCCUUCUCAUGUGCCUUCAGUUUUCUUUUUUUAUGACUGCCAAAGCUGUUAACGCAGGCUGCCAAUGUGUCUUCUACGACAGUACGUUCGGAAAAGACUACGGUGUGUUUACGUCACCAAACUGGCCAAUACCGUACGAGGACAGCAUAAACUGCGUACUGUACACCUUCCAAGCUCCAGAAGGUGAGAUCGUGGAGGUCACCUUUGACGAGUUCGACGUCCAGAAGUCCGAGCUAGAGUGUCGCCUGGGAGACUACGUGAGCUUGUUUCUUCACUUAGAAGAGGCAGCUGUGGACCACAGAACACCAGAAAACGUGAUUCUGUGCGGUAAGGUAACGGACAUUGUCCAGACGUACUACUCCUCCAGCCAAGCUCUUAUCAUUGAAUUCCACAGUGACUGGAAACAAGGAAACAACACUGGAUUCAGAGGGACGUAUCGCUUUCUAAAAAAACGUUUGUUCCUCACGGACGGAGAUCCUUUGUACGGUACCAAAUGUGACUACCAGUUCUACAGGGGUAACAAGUCCUACAAUAAAGGACACUUUUACUCACCUCUUUACCCCAGCACUUACCCCCAGAAUGCCAAGUGUGCCUACCACUUUAUGGGGAGAUACAAUGAAAGAAUUAACGUCAACUUUGAAAAAGUCCGCUUUCAACGGGAAGACUUGAGCUGUCUAAAGAGCGCGGAUAAAGUCAUAGUGCACGAUGGAAAAGAUGUCAGCAGCCCUGUUAUUGGAGAACUCUGUAACUACCACGAUUUUGUGGAGUUUGUUUCCACUGGACCAGAUCUCUAUAUAGAGUUUAAUAGCCAGAGCCGAGUUCCUGGACAAGGUUUUAAAGCAGUUUUCCAAUUCUAUGAAGAGCAUCUGAACACGGGAUUAAACAUUCCGUCUACAGAACCACAGAACAACGGUUUGAUCUUAGCAGUCAAUGGUAAACCACGUGUACACUGUGAUAGAUGGAUCAGUAGUGCUUUUUCUAAAAACGGAACCAUCGAUAGCCCUUACUACCCGGAACCUUAUCCCAGCGGGGUCAAGUGUGUUUACCAUUUCGCCGGUAGAGGGCGGGAGAGAGUCCAAAUAAUUUUCAUCGACUUUGAUCUCCACCAACCUCUACACAGCAAAGUUAGCAGAGACUGCGAAGGAGUGGACGUGGUUGAGACGUUCGUAAAGAUUAAUGGGCAGAAAGACAAAAUUAGAAACUUCUGUGGAAAAACCGUUCCUCCAAAACUGAUGUCUAAUGGACCAUGGAUGACCAUAGAGUUCCAUACAAAUAAGACUUCUUCGGGUUCUAAAGGAUUUCAAGCUAUAUACCGAUUUGUUACCGAUUUUGGGAUAAAGGAGGGAACCCAAGACCCACAGUUAGUGUGUGGUUUCAUCUUCAACAGCCGGGAGCAGGUUAACGGAACUUUUAUCUCACCCAAUCAUCCCGGACUGUAUCCUAGAAACACAGAAUGCCAUUACUUCUUUAUAGGAAGGAAAUCCGAAAAAGUUCAGGUGACCUUCACCGAGUUCGAUGUGGAAGGAGUAACUCCCUGCACCAUAGAUACCGCUAGUGACUACUUGGAAAUUUCCAAUAAGCCUUCCGCAGUCGCUGGACUUUCUCGACACUGUGGUUUAAAGAAGCCCAGAACAAUUCGCUCGGAGGGAUAUUAUCUUCGGAUCACGUUCAAGUCUAACAACCGAUUUGACGGAACGGGUUUCAAGGCCUUUUAUCAAUUCACGAAUGAAACAAACCCUUCCAAUACCAAAAGGAUACACGAUGCUGGUAGAAAUACGUUUAGUUUUCGGUCCUCGUAUCUUUUGGUGACUGUGAUUCUUUUACGAACUGUGGAUAUGGAGCAAUUGUUCGUGUCCUAAACUGGAAAAAAACUGGUUGAAACCAUAAAGUGCCUGAACCGACUUCCUAGAAGUGAGUGCACAGGCUCAUUUUACUGUGAUACACGCUUCCUCCAAACAGUCACAGCUUUGUGGACUUGCAGCGCCAUCUGUCCGCGCAUAAGUAAAAAUAUAAUCUCAUCAUAAGACAAGGUCGCCGAUUGUUGUUGUGUAUGUAUGUAAUAAAAUGUCACGAAUAAAUCUGAAUCUGUUGAAGCAGAAAAAAACAACACACGAUGAGAAUAAAAACAAACUUUGAUUGAGUUCGGAUGUUUUAGAAAACUCACAACAGCUCGUGCAAUGUGUUAAGUUACUCGACGUUCAAAAAUUAAAUGUGUUAGUUAUUGUGAUUGGAUUUCCUAAAUUUACUUUAUUUUCCCCUAAAAAAAGUGACUAAUGUAAAAAUAAAGAAGCACAAAUGUGUAAUAAAUCUGAUAUCGAUAAACAAAACUCGAAACAAUAAAUAUGUCGUGAUACA